UGCUCACGAUUCUCUAAAUUGACAAGAGUUUAAUAUGCAUCUCUAAUAACUAACCACAAACAAAAAUAAAAAGAGCUACAGCCUAAAAAGAAUUGUGUGUGAUUGAACAGCUUAGGGUACAUUAUUAGUUAGGCUGUAAAACACGUCAAGUGUGACGUUGUAUCCUCACGUGAGUGAUAUGUUUACUCUCUACGACGAACGUAAAGCACGAAUUCAAGUGUAAGUGUAAAUCGCAGUCAACACCUGAGGGCACGCCCAUUGUAUCAUCUCCGCCUCUUCAUUGGCUGCCUACUUAAAUAUUCACCGUGCUGUGCGCUGAUUGGCUCCGACCGCCGCUCGAGACAUUUCAUAAAGCAAAACCAUCAGAAGUUGAGUAAAAGGGACUGAAAAAGGUGGCGAUAGAAAAAAAAAAGACUCGCGUGUGACAACAGCGGAAUCUAAAGGAGAAUAAACCGAGGACAGCGACUCUUGCUGAAGGCUUUUUAUCGGAGUUCCCCCCACCCUCCUUUCCUUCCUCCGUCACAAUGUUGUGGUUCGUUCUAUUGCUACCUGCACUUUGCUCCACGCAGCGUUCGGAGCCAAUGUUCUCAGCCAUAACUAAGACCGUGCUUCCUCCCGACUACGACAACAACCCCACCCAACUCAACUACGGCGUGGCCGUCACCGAUGUGGAUGGGGACGGAGACCUGGAGGUGUUUGUUGCAGGUUACAACGGACCCAACCUGGUUCUGAAGUUCGACAAGCUGAGAAGGAGACUCGUCAACAUUGCCGUGGACAAUCGCAGUUCCCCGUUCUAUGCUCUGAGAGACCGCCAAGGCAACGCUAUCGGCGUAACAGCGUGUGACAUUGACGGAGAUGGCCGGGAGGAGAUUUACGUACUCAACACCAAUAACGCCUUUUCUGGACGUGCGACAUACACCGACAAACUGUUCAAGUUCCGAAACGGACGAUUUGAGGAUCUGCUGAAUGAUGACAUCAACGAACACAGGGACGUGGCUAAUCGUAUGGCUGGACGCUCAGUGGCCUGUGUGGACAGAAAGGGCACGGGUCGCUAUGCCAUCUACAUAGCCAAUUAUGCCAGUGGCACCGUGGGCCCACAUGCGCUUAUAGAAAUGGACGAGGCGGCGAGUGACCUUUCGCAAGGCGUCAUCGCCCUCUCGAAUGUGGCCGAGCAGGCGGGAGUCAACAAGUUCACUGGAGGCCGAGGUGUGGUCGUGGGGCCAAUCGUGAGCCAGAGCUACUCUGAUGUGUUUUGCGACAACGAGUACGGACCCAACUUCCUGUUCCGAAACAACGGAGAUGGAACUUUUACUGAUGUGGCGCAGCAGGCUGGGGUGGAGGACCCCAUGCAGCACGGCAGAGGCGUAGCCCUCGCAGACUUCAACCGUGACGGAAAGACGGACAUCGUUUACGGCAACUGGAAUGGUCCUCAUCGUCUUUACAUGCAACUUAACAACCGUAAGCAGAGGUUCAAGGACAUAGCCUCACAGAAGUUUUCGAUGCCAUCCCCAGUCCGCACCGUUAUUGCUGCCGACUUUGACAACGACAAUGAGCUGGAGGUGUUCUUCAACAACAUUGCUUACAGGGGGCCAUCAGCUAACAGACUGUUUAGGGUGAGCAGGAGAGAAAAUGCAGACCCCCAACUAGAGGAGCUGAAUGUGGGCGAAGCUUCCGAACCAGAGGGACGAGGAACUGGAGCUGUCGCCACAGACUUUGAUGGAGACGGUCGUCUAGAGCUGCUGGUGUCUCAUGGUGAAAGUGCAGCGCAACCGCUUUCUAUUUACAAAGUCAACCUUGGAACCACAAACUCAUGGCUGCGUGUGAUUCCCCGGACCAAGUUUGGUGCUUUUGCCAGAGGAGCUAAAGUGGUGGUGUACACCAAGAGGAGUGGACCGCAUACGCGUAUUAUCGAUGGAGGGUCGGGGUACCUCUGUGAAAUGGAACCGGUCGCACACUUCGGCCUCGGUAAGGAUGUGGCCACAAAUGUGGAAGUGUACUGGCCUGAUGGAGUCUCAGUUGCUCGACCCUUGGAACUGUCGGAGAUCAAUUCUGUGCUGGAGAUCCACUAUCCGAAAGAUGACGAUGAGGUCACCCCCACUGUGGAAAUAGAGUGCGGUCCUGGCUUUGCUCUGAAUGAAAAUGGACGCUGCAUUGAUAAAGAUGAAUGUACCCAGUUCCCCUCUGUGUGCCCCUCCGACCGCCCCGUUUGCACAAACAUCUACGGCAGCUUUAAAUGCCGCGCCAAGAGAAGAUGCACUCAAGGCUUUGAGCCCAACAAUGAUGGGUCGGCAUGUGUGGCCCAGGUGGCUUACUUUGGGAAGACGCGAUCCUCUGCGGAACGCACAUGGUCGGGCAUUUCUUUCUGGCUGUCACCCUUCGGCUUGCUUCCUCUCAUCUCGCACCAUCUCCAGAGUGGACUACUGUAGGAACCUCCUUUUUUCACAGAAACUCUUGAAGAAAACAUUCUUUCCUCCUCCUUCUCCUCCUCUUCAUCCUAAAACAAGCUCAAUGGAGCUGUGAUAUCGGUCGCGUUUUCCCACCAUGCAUCACUUUUGGGGCUCGACAGGAACUUGCAGGGAGCAUGCUAGAAUUAACCGCGUUAGAGCCGCGCAGCCCUUUUGUCGUCGCCUGGCAUUUAUCUCAGUGGGAUUUGAGCUGAGUCCAAUUCAAUAAGCGGUGGCUGCAGAGAGUAAAAACAACUGCAACGUAGCCUCUGGCUCCACCGGCCACAAUCAUUAGGGACACUUUGUGGCAGCCGUCUGUAAGUGCACAAUGCCGCUCUCAUUCUCCGUUAGGGCUUACCGGGAGGCUGAGGAACACCAGGUCUCCAAGCUACAGGUUGUGAGCGUGUGUAUGUGUGUUGUGUGUGCGCAAGGGAACAUAUGCCAGACCAUCUGUCAGCGGUGGUGGGUUACAUUUCGUUAACUAUUAAUAAUUCGACAGCCUGGCAAAGAUGAACACUUUCUUUUUGUGUAAUGGCAUGAGGUUUAAUUUUAUUUAUGGGAAUCCACAUGACCUCACUAAAAACAACUAAUCACGAAAUUAUAUUUGAUCCCAUUCACAUGAGCCUCACCGUGUU
This is a messenger RNA of Hippocampus zosterae (dwarf seahorse), 3079 nucleotides long. RefSeq names its product cartilage acidic protein 1b (gene crtac1b). NCBI's taxonomy places the organism in Eukaryota, Metazoa, Chordata, Actinopteri, Syngnathiformes, Syngnathidae. The record is from RefSeq and is a predicted model, not a curated record. Gene Ontology annotation, biological process: axonal fasciculation. Bases 525 to 2426 code for a protein of 633 amino acids. Gene Ontology annotation, molecular function: calcium ion binding. The transcript has 15 exons.